AUGUUUCACAAGAAGAGGAAGACGAUGAUCCUCCAAGUGUUGUAUGUCCUUCUGCCUCUUUUAGAUGUGUUGUCGUACGCGGAGGAGAACGUGCGAGCUGGGGCCACCCGGCUGGACUGCGUGAGGGCCAGCGAGCAGUGCCUGAAGGAGCAGGCGUGCAGCACCAAGUACCGCACGAUGAGGCAGUGCGUGGCCGGCGGCAAGGAGAGCAACUUCAGCAUGGUGGCCGGCAUGGAGGCCAAGGACGAGUGCCGGAGCGCCAUGGACGCGCUCAAACAGAGCCCGCUGUACAACUGCCGGUGUAAAAGGGGCAUGAAGAAGGAGAAGAACUGCCUGCGCAUUUACUGGGGGAUCUAUCAGACGUUACAAGGGAAUGACUUCUUGGAGGAUUCUCCGUACGAACCCGUGAACAGCCGUCUAUCUGACAUUUUCCGCCUGGCUCCCAUCAUAGAGGGUGGGGAACCUUGGAGCGUCUCGGACACUUCGGCUCCAGGCAGGGGGGGCGCCCAGGGCAGAGAGCCCGCUCUGGGCCGAGGGAGCCCCUCCUCCACGGAACUUCAGGAUCCCAGUAGAAACAGGAGAGCUCAUCCCAAUUGGGCCAUACUGGGUGAGCCUGCAGUAGCCAGAGAGAACAACUGUCUGAAUGCUGCCAAGGCCUGCAACCUGAACGACACGUGUAAGAAGUACCGUUCGGCUUACAUCAGCCCUUGCACCAGCCGCGUCUCCACCGCCGAAGUCUGCAACAAGAGGAAGUGCCACAAGGCCCUGCGGCAGUUCUUUGACAAGGUUCCUCCGAAGCACAGCUACGGCAUGCUGUACUGCUCAUGCCCGAUUAGCGACCAGACAGCAUGUUCUGAACGCAGGCGUCAGACCAUCGUCCCCGUCUGCUCGUACGAAGAAAAACAGAAACCCAACUGUCUCGAACUGCAGGCCUCUUGCAGAACCAACUACAUCUGCAGGUCACGACUGGCUGACUUCUUUGUCAACUGCCAGCCGGAGCCUCGCUCGCUGUCGGGCUGUCUGAAGGAGAACUACGCAGACUGCCUCCUCUCAUACUCCGGUCUGAUUGGUACCGUGAUGACUCCCAACUACCUGCGCUCACCCAAGAUCAGCGUCUCACCCUACUGCGACUGCAGCAACAGUGGCAACAACAAGGACGAGUGUGACAAGUUCACCGAGUUUUUCACCGAGAACACCUGCCUCCGUAACGCCAUCCAGGCCUUUGGGAACGGGACGGAUGUGGGAGUGUGGCAGCCGAUGUCCCCUGUCCAGACCACCACCUCCACCACCACGCCCUACCAGAGGAACCGCGAACGCAACCCCAACACCAUCGACAACAAUAUCAACACAGACCCCGGCAUCUACCACUUCUGUGGCAGCCUACAGGCUCAGAAACUGAAGUCAAACUCAACUGUUGAUGGUGUCUUCUGCGUGGACCCUCAGAUAGACGAUCCAAGUACAUCCAAUGCCAUCGCGAGAAACUCCGCUGUCUCCAGACGGUCCGCUGCUCUGGCCUCUCUGCUGCCCCCGCUGCUCUGGCUGUGCUACUGCAGCCUGCUGGCGCUCUCCUCGCCCGGCUUCUUGUAG
This is a messenger RNA of Anoplopoma fimbria (sablefish), 1587 nucleotides long. It is a transcript of the gene gfra1a, whose product is annotated as gdnf family receptor alpha 1a. The coding region runs from base 1 to 1587 and encodes 528 amino acids. Gene Ontology annotation, cellular component: external side of plasma membrane; signaling receptor complex. Gene Ontology annotation, biological process: nervous system development. The transcript has 11 exons. Lineage: Eukaryota; Metazoa; Chordata; Actinopteri; Perciformes; Anoplopomatidae. The record is from RefSeq and is a predicted model, not a curated record. Gene Ontology annotation, molecular function: signaling receptor activity.